This is a messenger RNA of Stomoxys calcitrans (stable fly), 2514 nucleotides long. RefSeq names its product actin-related protein 2/3 complex subunit 2 (gene Arpc2). Gene Ontology annotation, biological process: Arp2/3 complex-mediated actin nucleation; actin filament polymerization. NCBI's taxonomy places the organism in Eukaryota, Metazoa, Arthropoda, Insecta, Diptera, Muscidae. Gene Ontology annotation, molecular function: structural constituent of cytoskeleton; actin filament binding. Bases 938 to 1843 code for a protein of 301 amino acids. Gene Ontology annotation, cellular component: Arp2/3 protein complex; actin cytoskeleton. The transcript has 8 exons. The record is from RefSeq and is a predicted model, not a curated record.
ACGUGAGUCAAUUUUAUUCGUAGCCGCACGCAAGUUAUUUCGACUCGAUAAAGCAGGAAAAAAUAGUUUUUGCACGGAAUUUUAUCGAAAUACACUAAUGCACUAGUCAAAUUAAAUAAAUUAUACAAGUAGUAAACCAAACGAAGAUCAAAAUAUAAGCACGAUUUUAUUAGAAAAUGUCCAUUUGCUACUAUUAGAAGAAGACGUAAGAAAAAAAGCAGAGGAGUAGUUAUACAAAAGUGUAUGUGUGUGUGCAUGGAGCAGUGUCAGACAGACCAUUGGUGUACGCAAAAAAGUGCUGGAAUUUCAAUUUAAGCCAAAAAAGCCGACAUCAGCGCAGCAGAGUAAAAAAAAAGCCUCAAAAUCAUCCACAUAUAGACCUCGGCACAAGCAAACAUACUUAAAUAAUAAAAAAAACGAAAAAAUAAUCAAAUACAUUUGGUGUUGGUGUUUGCAAUUCGCUGCCUUUAUGUUGUUGCUGCUGCCAUUGCUGUUGAUUCAUUAAUUUCUCCUCUCCGUCAUAAUUUUGUUUUUUUUUUUGAAGACAACCAAAAAGUGACUGAAUAAAAGAGGGCGGGGUGUUGCUUUAUUUGGAUUGCAAGGUAACAAAAAGCCUAAUGAAGAAGACGACCCCAAAUAAAAGUAAUCAAAUUUCAAAGAACUGAAUGCAAGCAACCACAUGAUUUAAUUCUGGAACAGCAUACUUUGAACAGUGAAGCAAAGCAGUUAAUAGUGUGGCUGUUUUCUUUUCAUCAUUAUUAAUACAACAACAAAAGCAGCGAUUCCAUCCCAAAAUUAGAAUCAUCGCACGGUAGUUGUAGGACACCCACAGCAGCAUCGCCGCUACAUUUGACUUCUGUGUUUUGAUUUUUUUGAUUUAGAGAGAUUGCAACAUUUUUCCUCUCUAUAAAAUAAAGUAAAACAAAUAGAAAUAACAAUGAUCUUAUUGGAAAUCAAUAAUCGUAUUGUGGAGGAGACUUUGUUGGUUAAAUUCCGUAACGCUUUGGCCGGUCUAAAACCCGAAUCAAUAGACAUAAAAAUAGCAGACUUUGAUGGUGUGUUAUUUCACAUAUCCAACAUAAAUGGCGAUAAGACUAAAGUGCGAACUAGCAUUUCUUUAAAAUUUUAUCAACAAUUGCAAGAACAUGGUGCCGACGAAUUGCUCAAGCGUGAAUAUGGCAGUUUGUUAACUGAAACGGAAGAUGGCUACAAUGUAUCCGUACUUAUUAAUUUAGAAGAUAUACCCUCAGAUUGGGAAGACAUUGCCAAAAAGAUUGGCUUGCUGAAACGUAAUUGCUUUGCGUCCGUCUUUGAGAAAUACUUUGAUUUUCAGGAACAAGGAGAAGAGGGACAAAAACGUGCUGUUAUCAAUUAUAGAAAUGACGAGACUCUUUAUGUUGAGGCCAAACCGGAUCGUGUUACUGUUGUUUUUAGUACCAUAUUCCGCGAUGAAGAUGAUGUUGUUAUAGGUAAAGUUUUUAUGCAGGAAUUACGUGAAGGUCGCCGGGCAUCGCAUACUGCACCACAAGUGCUCUUUUCGCAUCGUGAACCACCAUUAGAAUUGGCCAAUACGGAGGCUAAAGUUGGCGAUAAUAUUGGUUACGUUACAUUUGUGCUCUUUCCACGUCAUACUAAUAAGGAAACUAGAGAUAAUACCAUAAAUUUAAUACACAUGUUCCGAGAUUAUUUACAUUACCACAUUAAGUGUUCAAAGGCUUACAUCCACUCAAGAAUGCGCGCAAAAACUUCUGAUUUCUUGAAAGUUCUGAAUCGUGCAAGGCCUGAAGCUAAAACUUUGGAGAAAAAGACCAUAACGGGGAGAACAUUUAUACGCAAAGAAUGAUUUAAGGACAAUGUCUAGUUGUUUUUUUAUAAUAAUGUAUUAAUUUUGUAUUAUUAAACAAAACGGUAGAAAUUCGAGAGUAAUAAAUCAAGUGAAAACAAUUACACGCUAACCCGUCAAGUAAUACAUUUCCAUAUAAAAGAAAGAAAAAAAUUAAAACAAAAUCAUCAUAAAUAUCUUCAUUGUGAGAAUUCUUGUCUGAUAACAACUUAUAUUUAACAAACACAAAAAAAAACGAAAGCAUACAUACAAGUCAUAAGUAAAGCCAAUUUCUUCGUCGUAACUAAACUAAAGGUAUUCCAAAAGUUUAAACUUUGUCUUAAAAACAAGCCAAGAAAUGAAAGAAGGAAAAAAAUAUAACAAACCCACACACGUAAGCAAAGUAAUACAUACGAACCUAUGAACCUAAAAAAAGAAAACAAAACAAAACAAAAUUAUUAUUAAUAAUAUUGUGGUUUAACCCUUGAAGAGAAAAACAAAAAACAAAAACAAUUGUAAUAAAAAUAGAAUAUCUAAGUUUUUUUUAAUGUAUUAUUUUUAUUUGUGAAAAAUCAAAUAAAAACACCUUAAAAACAAAGGCAAAAGAAAAAUUGUUAAAAAAUAUUUAAAAACAAGAAAUAAUAAAAAUGCAAUCCAAAACUUUCCUACAAAGAAAAUCCAAGAAAAUGAAA